UAUUAUUCUCCGCGUGAGUGCGCAUGGGCGAAUUUCAAGCUAAGCGACAAGUCUGUGUGUAUAUUUGUCCAGUUAAUUUGGGUUAUUUUACGUACAAUAGUGGCCAAAUGGGUCGUAGUUUAGCCGACACAAGCGAGAAUUAAAAAUGUUUGGUUGGGGGUAUCUCUAGUUGACACCGUGGAGCAAGAUUUUUGCCCCCGAAUUGGACGAAGGCAUUGUGCGAUGGCCAGCACCAGUGCUGGUCGAACAAAACACCGUGAUUUCAGCCUCGGAGAUUUCGAGUUGUCUACAACUCUUGGUACGGGGACGUUUGGUCGUGUCAUCUUGGCAAAAGAGAAGAAGGCCGGUGAAUAUUUUGCAUUGAAAAUCAUGAGCGUCGCCGAUAUUAUACGACUAAAGCAAGUCGAGCACGUGCAGAACGAGAAGAGCAUCCUUAUCAAAGUGGAUAACCCCUUUGUAGUAAAUCUGUUGUGGACAUAUCAUGAUAGCAAAUUUCUUUACAUGAUAUUCGAGUAUGUUUGUGGUGGGGAGCUGUUUACAUAUUUGAGAACUGCUGGCAAAUUUAGCAAUACAACUGGACUAUUUUAUAGCGCGGAGAUUGUAUCAGCUUUAGCACACUUGCAUUCUGUAAAUAUUGUUUAUCGGGAUUUAAAACCAGAAAACCUGCUACUUGAUAUUGAUGGCCAUGUCAAAAUUACGGAUUUUGGAUUUGCCAAAGAAGUUCUAGACAAAACGUGGACGUUAUGUGGCACUCCAGAAUAUUUAGCGCCGGAAAUAAUUCAAAGUAAAGGCCAUAACAAAGCAGUUGAUUGGUGGGCCUUAGGAGUAUUAAUUUAUGAAAUGUUGAUAGGGUAUCCACCUUUCUUUGAUGAUAAUCCUUUUGGAAUCUAUGAAAAAAUAUUAGCAGGCAAGGUUGAGUGGCCAAAGACAAUGGACAAUUCCCAUGCCAAAGAUUUGAUAAAGAAGUUACUGGUCCACGAUAGGACGAGACGAUUAGGUUGUUUAAAGAAUGGUGCAGAAGAUGUUAAAGCGCAUAAGUGGUUUCGGGGAAUAGAUUGGGAAGUAGUUAUUCAAAGAAAAUUAAAGCCGCCAAUCGUUCCAAGAAUGCGGCACGCCGGUGAUACCAAAAAUUUUGACGACUACCCUGAUGAAGACUGGCAAAGUGCGUUACCAGUCAGUGCAAAACAGCUCGAGCCAUUUAAGGACUUCUAAGUUAUCUACCAGGAAGUAAGUAAGAAGUCCUGAAAGAUAAGAAAGAUUCUACCUGAAGACGAAAUUUUAAGACGAAAAUAAGAAAAUGAAAAAGUAUUCCCAAUGAACCGACCAAAAUUCCGUACUCUCAGGGUGGCUGUAAUUUUUGAACGAUUUUGCACAGUCGUAUUCAAUAACGUACAGAUAUUUUAUAUAGCUAGGAAUAACAAAAUACCUGCACAAUGUCAAUGUAUUUCUAAAUUUUUAAAAUAAUAUUUUUAUACUAUUUUAAUUCUGUCAUCGUCGCGUGCAUGUUAAUUGCAUAGUUUUAUACUUGUACCUUUGCAUACAAUUCCAGCCUUGUCUGCCUCCAAAUUAAUAUGGCACAUAUUUAUAAAAAAAAUAACG
Messenger RNA from Dendronephthya gigantea, 1599 nucleotides. RefSeq names its product cAMP-dependent protein kinase catalytic subunit PRKX-like. The record is from RefSeq and is a predicted model, not a curated record. The transcript has 9 exons. The coding region runs from base 223 to 1212 and encodes 329 amino acids. Gene Ontology annotation, biological process: protein phosphorylation. Gene Ontology annotation, molecular function: ATP binding; protein serine/threonine kinase activity. NCBI's taxonomy places the organism in Eukaryota, Metazoa, Cnidaria, Anthozoa, Malacalcyonacea, Nephtheidae.